Globicephala melas (long-finned pilot whale) is the source of this 1939-nucleotide messenger RNA. RefSeq names its product glycosylated integral membrane protein 1 (gene GINM1). The record is from RefSeq and is a predicted model, not a curated record. NCBI's taxonomy places the organism in Eukaryota, Metazoa, Chordata, Mammalia, Artiodactyla, Delphinidae.
UUCUAUUUUUAAUAAUACUAAAUUAGUGAAACACAAUUCUUUGAUGUUAAAUAUUUCCAUUUCAAAUUAAUACUACACAUCAUUACUAGAGUAUAUAAUAACACUUGUGUGUACUCUUUUCCUACUUUAUAUUUAUAUUUCUGGCAUAUUCACAUUUUCUCUGUCAUGCGAUUGGCAUUGCUUGGAACUUCAUGUCUGGUAGGUUGAUAACAAUGUAAGAAUGUGCCUGGAGGUAGUAAACGGAGAUUUACAAGCAAGAGACAAAAUCUUCAGAGGAGUGCUUAUCACAGUUGUAAAAAAUAAAGAGAAAAGUGAUUUGUCUUUCUGAUUCUUCCACCUUUAUGUCCAUAUAAUGUUUUCCUUUUUAACCUUUUAAAAUCUUGAGUUGUUUAAAAACAAGCAAAUAUGUUACAUUGGAAUGUGCCAUUAUUUGAAUGAAAUAAAGGAUAUGAAAAAUUUGUAUAGUAUUCCUAUUACCUGUUUUAAUAUAUGCAUUUGAGGCAGUAAAUGUUUCUCUGAGCAGUUGUAUCCCAUACUUAAUUCAUUAUAUAUCUUUAUUAUCAUUCCAUUCAUGGUGUUUUCUAAUUAUUUGCUGUGAUAUUUCCUUAUCCUGUGGGUCAUUUUGAAGUAUAUUGCUUAAUUUUCAAACAUUUUGGGUUUUUUUUUUUUUUUUUUUUUACUGAUUCCACCUCUAUCAUCAGAGAUAUAAUCUGUACAAUUUUAACCCUUUGAAGUUAGAGACUUGCUGUAUGGCUUAGCAGAUGGUCAGUUUUAGUAAAUGUUGUUUUCUGUGUGUACUUGAAAAAAAGUUAAUUAUGUAAUUAGUUGGAUAUGAUGUUCUAUAUAUGUCAGGUCAGAUUUGUUAAUUGUGUUCAAUCCUUUAUGGAAUUACUGAUUUUUUUGUUUAUUUCUUUCCUUGCCCUAUCAAUUACUGAGAAUGUGAAGAAUGAAAAUCUGGAAAAUUUGGAGGAAAAAGGAUAUUCUGGAAUUGUCAGUGUAAGGAUUUUAGUUCAUGAGUGGCCUAUGACAUCUGGUUCCAGUUUGCAACUAAUUGUCGUUCAAGAAGAGGUAGUAGAGAUUGAUGGAAAACAAGCUCAACAGAAGGACGUUACUGAAAUAGAUAUUUUAGUUAAGAAUCAGGGAAUACUCAGACGUUCAAACUACACCCUGCCUUUGGAAGAAAGCAUGCUAUACUCGAUUUCCCGAGACAGUGACAUUUUAUUUACCCUUCCCAACCUCUCCAAAAAAGGAGAAAGUGUUAGUUCAUUGCAGACCACCAGCCAGUAUCUUAUCAGGAAUGUGGAAACCACUGUAAAUGAAGAUGCUUUACCUGGCAAAUUACCUGAAACUCCUCUCAGAGCAGAGCCUCCGUCUUCGUAUAAGGUGAUGUGUCAGUGGAUGGAAAAGUUCAGAAAAGAUCUGUGCAGGUUCUGGUGUAGUGUUUUCCCAGUAUUCUUUAUGUUUUUGAAUGUCAUGGUGGUUGGAAUUAUAGGAGCAGUUAUAGUAAUAACCAUCUUAAAGGUGCUUUUCCCAGUUUGUGAAUACAAAGGAAUUCUUCAGUUGGAUAAAGUAAAUGUUAUGCCUGUGACAGCUGUCAACUUAUAUCCAGAUGGUACUGAGAAAACAGCAGAAAACCCUGAAGAUAAAACAUGUGUUUAAUACACCAUCUCAAAUCAUGGACUCAGAAUUAGUCUAUUGGUUCAAAUUUGCCACUCGAAUAUAAUUUUCUUUAAAUCGUUAGGAAUCAGUUUGUACAGUAAAGAAAUUGCUAAACUCCUAAAACUGCCUAAAACUUGACCUUUAAAGUGAUAGUUAAAGUUCACCUUAUUAAUGGGGCUGGCUGUUCAGAUGGUGAGUUAUUAAAGAAAAUUUAAAUGAAAUGGAAGAGAAGAUGUGAAGAAACUUUGAAACUACCAAAAAAAAAAAAGGCAAGACAAAA